CAGUUUAAUAUUUUAAGCAUAAAUCUCUGUGGUUCUUUUACCAGGUGGUUAUAACAGAGAGGAGUGUCUUCGAACAGUUGAAUGCUAUGAUCCACAUACCGAUCAUUGGUCUUUCCUUGCUCCCAUGAGAACCCCAAGGGCCCGAUUUCAAAUGGCUGUUCUCAUGGGUCAACUCUAUGUGGUAGGUGGUUCAAACGGCCACUCAGAUGACCUGAGUUGUGGAGAGAUGUAUGAUCCAAAUAUAGAUGACUGGAUUCCUGUUCCAGAGUUGAGAACUAACCGUUGUAAUGCAGGAGUGUGUGCCCUGAAUGGAAAAUUGUACAUUGUUGGUGGCUCUGAUCCAUAUGGUCAGAAAGGACUGAAAAAUUGUGAUGUAUUUGAUCCUGUAACAAAGUUGUGGACAAGCUGUGCUCCUCUUAACAUUCGUAGACACCAGUCUGCAGUUUGUGAGCUUGGCGGUUAUUUGUACAUAAUCGGAGGUGCAGAGUCUUGGAAUUGUCUGAAUACAGUAGAACGGUAUAAUCCUGAAAAUAACACCUGGACUUUAAUUGCUCCCAUGAAUGUGGCUAGGCGAGGAGCUGGAGUAGCUGUUCUUGACGGAAAGCUGUUUGUAGGUGGUGGCUUUGAUGGCUCUCAUGCCAUCAGUUGUGUAGAGAUGUAUGAUCCAACUAGAAAUGAAUGGAAGAUGAUGGGAAAUAUGACGUCACCACGGAGCAACGCUGGGAUUGCAACUGUAGGGAACACCAUUUAUGCAGUGGGAGGAUUUGAUGGCAAUGAAUUUCUAAAUACGGUGGAAGUCUAUAACCUUGAGUCAAAUGAGUGGAGCCCCUAUACAAAGAUUUUCCAAUUUUAACAAAUUUAAGACCCUCUCAAACUAACAGGCUUAGUGAUGUAAUUGUGUUUAGUAGAGGUACACUUGUGAAUAAGGAGGGUGGGUGGGUAUAGAGGUUGCUAACAGCAACACAGAGCUUUUGCAUAUUGCAUAUUAAACUUGCUGUACAUACUUUUUUGUGUUUAUUUGGAAAGGAAUGCAAAGAUGAAGGUCUGUUUUGUGUAUUUUUAAGACUUCUUUGGUUAUUUUACUUUUUUGGAAGUUGAUAUUGUAAAAGAAUAAACCAAGAAUUGAUUGGGCAUAUCAUUUCAAGAAGUCCCCUCUCCUCCACAUUUGUUUUGCCAGUUUGCACAUUAAAUGACUCUGCCCUCAAAUGUGUACAAUGGGGAGUGAGGGGUAGGGUUUAAAGACAUAGUAGGCAGUUGGGUUUUUUAAGGGCCCUUUUUCAAUAACUGGAACACUCUAUAACAAAAGAUACUUAUUUAAAUAGAUGACAGUAACUAUUUUUGUUUUUAUUAAAAGAAAGCUGACAUGCCUACCAAUAUUUAAUCUUUUCUGAUUGCCUUUUUAUAACUUUUUAUAUUCUCAGUAGAAUGCUUUACCUGUUGAAGAUUAAAUGGCAGAUCCAAGUUACUGAAGCAGGUGGCAGUCUUAAAGUAUGCACAUGGGGUGUUUCUUUUAGACACCCAAAAUGCAAGCUUCUGCUUUUGCCUCAGCUGGGUUUUUUUGUUUUUUAAGAAUACAGUACCAAUGUUUAUUUGAAUGGAGUUGCUGAACAGUAACAUAGCUGUGAUUCUUUUGUUUUUAAAACACUGGUCUUAAAUACUUUGAUUUGCUGAGGGUAUGUUUUAUAAAGUUAGACAUUCAGUAUGUAGCAGUAAAGAACAAUGAAGUAUUUUAUCUUCUAAAUCCUGUUUUAAUCAUUAACAGAACAAUCCCAAAUGGCAGCCCUCAACUGUGAAAAGAUUGCUUUGAACUGUAUAGGUUUGUGAAUGCAGCCUUUAGCAGAACUAUGUUUUUGUUCAGUAUUUCUAUUCACAUUGAUAAAUAUUGGUUGGGAUGACUUGGUGUCUGAUGUGUACUGCUACACACCUAACUUAAUGGUGCCAAAAUUAGCACGUCCUUAUGCUUGCUCCUGAUGCAAACACAUUAAAGGUACUUUGCAGGAAA
This is a messenger RNA of Tupaia belangeri chinensis (Chinese tree shrew), 2002 nucleotides long. Its product is annotated as influenza virus NS1A-binding protein-like. The record is from RefSeq and is a predicted model, not a curated record. The coding region runs from base 125 to 853 and encodes 242 amino acids. The transcript has 5 exons. Gene Ontology annotation, molecular function: protein binding. Lineage: Eukaryota; Metazoa; Chordata; Mammalia; Scandentia; Tupaiidae.